Molecule: messenger RNA, 783 nt
Organism: Alosa sapidissima (American shad)
Lineage: Eukaryota; Metazoa; Chordata; Actinopteri; Clupeiformes; Clupeidae
Gene: otos2
Product: otospiralin 2
Exons: 4
Coding region: 272-535 (87 amino acids)
Biological process (GO): sensory perception of sound
Source: RefSeq, a predicted model, not a curated record
UGGACAUUGGAAUGAGACCGUAAAGCCAGAGAGAUGGGAGCCAACGCAUGAAGCGUCCAUGUGAAAGGCAAACACAGCCUGAGCCAUACAUACUGUACAGACACAUGCGCACACACACACACACACACACACACCUGCUCAGCCCAGAGAGGAGCACAGACUGCACAACACGUCUCCGGCUCAGCGACUGCCAACAGGAGAGCCAAACGCCUCUGUGUGUAAGACCUCUGUGUGUUUAUUGCACUGGUUGUAGUUUGUCAGAGAGAUCAUCAUGCCUCGUCUUGGCCUGCUGCUCUGCACAUUUCUGCUGGGAUACCUCUGGAUGGCAGAAGUAAAGUGCAGCGAGGAUUCAGGUGUGCGUGAGACCCAUCGCAUGCCCAACUGGGCCCUGACCUCCUCCGACUUCUUCGGCUGGGUGGAGGAGCUGCGCUCCCACGCCGGUUACGACAAGAUCGAGGACCUCGCCAGGACCUUCUGGGCCCACUUCCCCUCUGCCAGCCGCCUGGGCUACGACCCCCCCGCCCCCGAGGAGUAGGACAACAGCCACCCCAUUCCCCGCCCCCCCCCACCCCCCAUCCCAGGCUCGGCCUCUCUCAGGUCUCUCCAGCUAGGACCCCAAAAGGACGUUCAGGGCUGGUUCAUACUCUACACAAGCAACGCAGAUGCCGUUGACAAUGCAAAGCUGAAGUGUCUCAUUGGACAACAGAUUAUGCAAAGGAAGAAUUUGGUUCCAAAACGCUAUAUCCUCCAUUUUAUCAUUAAAUAUUGUUUUCUAAGUAAUUU